UCGAACGCUUAGUUUCGUCGACGUCACCGUGCGUAUUUUACCUAUAGCAUAGCAUAGUAACAUACGUACUUAUACGUAUAAUAUCAGUAGCGUGUGUUUGCUUGUUGUCGCUGCUCAGCGUCGUCGUCGUUUCGCGCAACAUGCUCAUCGCCUACUUCUCGUAACGUGCGUGUGUGACAUUUGUGCUUUGUUCUAUUUGUAAAAAAAUAACAUAAGCGAAACGCUCGCGUUAUUUUUUUUUUCUUUAUCCUCCUGUAGCGGAGCAUAAGAGUUCAGUGAGAGAGAAAGAAGGUUCAUGGGAAACAUGGCGCGUGACCGGUGCAUAGCAAGAUCGCUCAUCUUGGCGAUUCUCGUCUUUGACCUCGUCGUAUCUUUUAUUCUUGCCGAUCUAUCCCACUAUCGCUACGACUCUCACUUGUCUGAGGAUUUCGGCGAGCUCGAGCAAGACCUUGAAUUCCAACUUGGUUCUCAUCCGGGUAGCUUGCACGCACUGGAGAGGCGACGUCGUGCGCCAAUAGAGCCUGUGCACGACGACCCACAGUCGUCGUCAGCAGCGAAACCCAGCGAAACGGUCAUAAGCACCAAAUCCAGCUCGCCGAGUGCCAACGUCACUUACUCGACUCAAGAUCAGAAUGUCACUGACACGUCGACCACCGCCGUCACGCCGAAAGCGCAACAGCAGCCCAACAAGCCCACUACUGUGUCCACGCCGAUUGUACCGAAUAAUGCCAACGAUACUGCCAAGCAAAACGCUACUGUCGCACCCGUCACGCCACUCCCUCCAUCGAAAGUCCACGUGUGGGCCAACCAAACCCUGUGGAAGGAAACGACGACGACAUCAGCGCUUGGCGGCGCCGUUACCGAGGACGACGCUGGUUUCGAGGAUGCAUAUCCAACGAUGUCGGACAAAAUCCUACAUGACAACAAUAUCACAAUGGCCAAGAACGAUACGUACCAGUACUAUAACAGCACAUUCACCGUCGACGAAACUGUCGGCAGAAAGUACUGGAUCGAUCUCGAUAAUCAUCCCAAUAUUCAAGUCAAUCCUCUGCUGAGUAGGAGCCAUCGUCGCGCGGCCACUAUAAAGCUGUCGUUCGAUUUCCCGUUCUACGGCCACAAAGUACGCAACAUUACGAUCGCCACCGGCGGCUUUCUUUACACGGGCGAGUACGUGCACAGCUGGUUAGCAGCCACCCAGUACAUCGCACCACUCAUGGCCAAUUUCGACACCACGCUCUCGAACGUCAGCAAAGUCAAGUACGCCGACAACGGAACGGCAUUCACCGUCGAAUGGGAGAAUGUGCACUUGCAAGAUAAGAAAGAAGCCGGACCAUUCACCUUCCAAGUGACGCUUCUGCAAAACGGCGAUAUCAUAUUCGUGUACGCGAAAAUACCGGUACUCGUUGAGAAAAUCGAGGACAAAGAGCACCCCGUCAAAAUUGGACUCAGCGACGCUUAUAUGAUGGACCGAACCCACUAUUUCACUCGGAGAAAGACGAUCUACGAGUAUCACCGCGUGAACUUCAAUCGUCAAGAAAUCAAGAACUGGACAUCGAUCUACCUGACAGCUCUGCCAACGUGUUUGCAAAUGGAAAACUGCUCGGACUGCCUGACGAAGAUCAAAGAAUGGGAGUGCAAAUGGUGUCCAAAGCUGAGCAAAUGUAGCACCGGCAUGUUCCGUUUCAGGCAGGAGUGGCUUCAGAAGGGUUGCGAUUUGCAUUACGUUAAAGAUUCCGACAAGUGUCCUGCGCCCGUUAUCGGCUACGAAGAGCCAAUGGACAGAGCGCAAGAUCAUCACACCGAUGAUAGGCCUGAGAUUAAAAAAUACAUUCCAAAUCAGCAGGCUAUUGGCCCGAACAACAGUCCUUUAGAACAUCCUCAAGGUAACAUGAACAUGAGCGUCUCUGGAAUCAUCGGCAUUCUCUUCGUAGUAUCGCUUAUAGUGGGACUAGGCGCUUGGGCUGGUUACGCUUACCGCAAUCCACACAGUACAUCGGGACAGAUGCUUAUUCGAUACCGGCCAAGUCAGUGGAGCUGGCGGCGAGGCGAGGCACGUUACACGGCCGCGACGAUCCACAUGUGAUGCGACGCAUAGCCAAUAAGCAGCAGCAACGAAGCAACAGCAGUUAACAGUGUGUUUUGUUGAACUGUCGGACCUUAUUCUUUUUUUUAAAUUCUUUCGUCUCUGUAUGUCCUCGCCGGACGCUCGAGCGUCCACCAUCCCUUUUUUCUCCAACAACAUACGAUAACACGAAGAGUACAGAAAACAUCACUCUCGUCCACCAGAACAUAUCUUAUACAACACAUAUUAUAUAUCUUCAUUUCACUCGCUCUCGACUGUUGCAUCCUCUACUCUAUGCUUUUGUUGCUGAAGCGACUUUACAUGUCAUGCAUACCUAAGGUACACGACGAUAGGAUGUCAAUAGCUUCGAACGCUCGACCUGCGACGCUUCAUGUGAUAUUUUAAUGCGUUGACUUGCAAUUUUGAUGCACCAUCUUUCUGUGGGCCCACUCUUUUUACGAUGUUUGCAUGGCCGAUAUUCUUCUCUUUGUUUAUUUUUUUAUCGUGGAGUGUAUCUACUCAUGUGAAAAUUGUAAGUUACGGAAGCAAAUUGUUAGUUUUUGUUUUGUACCAGUCAGCGUAUAUGUGCAAAUCAUUUUUCAUGCGGCUUAGAAAAGAAAUGAUACUAAUUCGAUUUAUUUACGAAGCUUGCAGUGCCUCGUUUGAGUUUAGUCGAAACGCAACUGAUUGAGUUUCAUCUUAAAUAUAUCCAUAAUGUGAUGUUAAGCCGCACGUCGUAUACUUUGUUAUUGUUUAAGAAUCCAUUUUUCUUUGAUGGCUAUAGAACAAUUAAAUGUCAUUGUUUUAUAUUCUAAUCCUCGAAGAAAUGGAAUGAAAUUAUUGUUUCACUUGAUAAUCGUCUAAUUUCUUUGUCUAUUCUUUACUAUAUACAGCUGAAUGGUUGUUCUAUUACGUAAUGAUUUAUCCAUGCUCAGCAAUGUCAUAACUGUGAAAAAACGAUUUAUAUAUAACUACGAAUAAUAAAAUCAUUACGCGUAUACUUCGACAUAGUCUAGUGUUUUGUUUAGUCGAGGCGGAAUUGUAAUUGUACAUAGCAUAUUAGAUAAAACAGAGUUAUAGUAUAUCCCUUCGAAUCUUGUUUUUCUUUGUUGCCGCUGUGGUUUAAAGAAAAUGAGAUGUGUAAUACAAAUAUGAAUAUAAAGAUAUAUUUUAUAAAAAAGAUUUUUUAAUAAUUCUGAGAAAAAAGAAAACAACUUUGGUCAACUAAAAGUCGUAGCAUUUGUCGAACAUUAUUGUGUCUUAAUUGUAUAUAGUAGCAUUUUUAUAAAUGAUUAUUAAUUUUUAUCUAAUUGUUAAGUCAAUAUACAGUGAGAGGUGCCUAUCAAUUUUGAUCAUUGUACACAUUUUAAAUCUAUUUGAUAUGUAGAACUUAUACAAUAAUAUCUUUUUAACUUUCAAACCUAGUUUCAACUUCAAUAAAAAAAUCACUUAACGUGUAAUGCAUUUCAAGUCAACUAUAAAAAUUGUACAGGGAAUCUAUGGCUCAUAUAUAGCAUUCAAAAUGACUUUUUUGAUGAAUUUACUUACUAAUAACUGUACAAUCUUCAUUCGUAUCAACUGUGGUGUAUACCUAAUGAUAAGCUGUAAUUAGUAAAAUGUGCAUAAUAAAUUUAAAGUUGUACUCUUGUUUAAAUUGAUCGAUAUCUAUAUGUAUACACUGAAACCUCUAUUUCUAAUUUUAUAUCAUCAAGGCACGUAAUAUAAAAAGUAAAAUUAUACAAAUCGUGAAUAAGCUUUUCUUAAAUAUUUGUGUGUACGUCUCAUAGUUUAUAGUUUGUGAUAAUAAAUCUUUAA
Phymastichus coffea is the source of this 3877-nucleotide messenger RNA. Its product is annotated as plexin domain-containing protein 2. The transcript has 8 exons. NCBI's taxonomy places the organism in Eukaryota, Metazoa, Arthropoda, Insecta, Hymenoptera, Eulophidae. The record is from RefSeq and is a predicted model, not a curated record. Bases 296 to 2083 code for a protein of 595 amino acids.